This is a messenger RNA of Hypoxylon trugodes, 478 nucleotides long. RefSeq lists its product as uncharacterized. Lineage: Eukaryota; Fungi; Ascomycota; Sordariomycetes; Xylariales; Hypoxylaceae. The record is from RefSeq and is a predicted model, not a curated record. The transcript has a single exon. Bases 29 to 478 code for a protein of 149 amino acids.
AAGACAUUAAGUGAGAUCUUCAUCAGCCAUGCCGAUCGAAAGUACAAUUUCAACGCCUCUUCCCUCGGGCGUGCAGCCUUCUACCGUCAUCACGCUGCUCCACAACCACGAGACAUACAUCCGAACAACAUGCCCGCAACUCAUCACCUACCGCCGCAUUUCCGGUCCACCCGCUCACGCCCCGGCGGGCGAACCGUGCGUCUUUGAGGUCACGGAUCGGCGACCCAUGGGACAGACAACUUACAAACUGACGUUAACGAACCACACCGAGGGUAUUGAUUCACUUGUGGUCGGCAAGGCGCCGACAGGGUCCAUGGUGAUCAAAACGCGGUGGCGAGUGCGGGGCGACACGGGACGGCUCGAGGAGGAGAUCGAGAUCGACAGCAAUAUGAUAACGAAGAAAUUGGUCAAAAGCAAUAUUGAAAAGGGACAUCCGGAGUACCAUCGGAGUCUUUUGGCUGAAGCUACAAGGGUCUAA